UUGACAUGGGAGCUGGUUCAGCAGCUGUGAAGCGAUUAAAUACUGAAAGCAGAGAGAAAAUUGAUAAGCAGAUUCAGUUUGUCAAGGAGUUUUAUAGCCCUAGCAAGGGUAAGGCAAAAGUUUGUGAUAGUGGACCUAUGAUUGGUGACAAGUCUAGCUCUGACAGUGAGUACUUGCCUGGAGAUAGCUGCACAUCAGGUGAGGAUGAUGAGGCCAAAGAGAUUCUCAGGAAUUUUAAGGUGUUCAAGAAGAAGGUUAGAUCAGGUAGAGCUGCAGAGUUAGAUGAUGUGUUUGUUGAUGGACCCAAGACUCAAGUUGGUGACUGCAGUGUGAUAGAAGAUGAUGGUCAUGCCACUCCUUAUGCUGAUAGUAGUGAUGAUGAGAAUGAGUCAUUUGAUGAUGAGGGGGAAAGAAGAGCUAGCCAGUACCAAAGGUUUAGCAAAAAGGAUGCAGUACCUAAAUUUGCUUUGGGGAUGAAGUUCAAUGGCAAGAAACAAUUCAAGAAAGCCAUAAUCAAAUAUGGGUUAGCUGAGAGAAAGGUGAUUAAGUUUGUCAAAGAUGAAGGUGACAGGGUUAGGGUAAAGUGUGAUUGGCCCACAUGCAGUUGGCAUUGUUUGUUGUCAACACACUCAAACACUAAUAGCUGGCAGAUAGCAACCUUAAAAAAUGAGCACAUCUGCCCACCUAGAAGGGACAACCGUCUGGUAACUGCAAGAAGAAUAGCAGAAAAGUAUGAGAAGAUGAUCAUGGCUAACCCAAGUUGGAGGCUUGAUAGUAUGAAGAGUACUGUGCAGGAAGAAAUGUUUGCAGAUGUGACUAUACCAAAAUUGAAGAGGGCCAAAGGAAUGGUUAUGCAGAAGUUGUUCGAUGCCACAAAGGGGCAAUAUCAGAGGUUGUUUGACUACCAACUUGAGCUGCUUAGGAGUAACCCGGGGAGCACAGUUAUAGUUCAGUUAACUGAUGAAAAUUGUUUAUUUACUUAACAAUUUAUUUCACUUAACAUUUUAUUUCAGCCAGUUUACUUAAAAAUUGUUGCCUUGCAUCAGAAGGCAAAGGUAGAUGUUACUAAGACAUCAGCCAUGGCCAAGGUGUCCACAGCAAGAGGUG
Panicum virgatum (switchgrass) is the source of this 1107-nucleotide messenger RNA. RefSeq lists its product as uncharacterized. Lineage: Eukaryota; Viridiplantae; Streptophyta; Magnoliopsida; Poales; Poaceae. The record is from RefSeq and is a predicted model, not a curated record. The transcript has 2 exons. The coding region runs from base 6 to 983 and encodes 325 amino acids.